Molecule: messenger RNA, 1521 nt
Organism: Rasamsonia emersonii CBS 393.64
Lineage: Eukaryota; Fungi; Ascomycota; Eurotiomycetes; Eurotiales; Trichocomaceae
Product: Alpha-N-arabinofuranosidase
Exons: 7
Coding region: 1-1521 (506 amino acids)
Biological process (GO): polysaccharide catabolic process; L-arabinose metabolic process
Molecular function (GO): alpha-L-arabinofuranosidase activity
Source: RefSeq, a predicted model, not a curated record
AUGACGACAUUCACCAAGCUCAGCGACGAGGAGACGCCCACCAUCUCUGUCCAUGCGUCCAGGCGUCUGUCCAAAAUCAACCCCAACAUCUACUCGGGGUUCACAGAGCAUAUGGGACGAUGCAUCUACGGAGGCAUAUAUGAUCCCGGAAAUCCUCUGUCGGACGAGAAUGGCUUUCGAAAGGAUGUUCUGGAGGCUCUGAAGGAGCUCAAUAUCCCUGUGGUUCGCUAUCCCGGCGGAAACUUUACCGCCACGUAUCACUGGUUAGACGGUGUUGGCCCGAAGGAUCAACGACCCGCGAGACCGGAGCUCGCCUGGCUGGGGACUGAGACCAAUCAGUUCGGCACUGAUGAGUUCUUAAAAUGGUGUGAGAUGCUCGGCGCGGAGCCGUACCUCUGCUUGAACUUUGGAACAGGCACUCUUGAUGAAGCAAUGGCAUGGGUCGAGUACUGCAAUGGGACGGGAAAUACCUACUAUGCCAACCUGCGGAGGAAGAAUGGUCGGGAGAAGCCCUACAAUGUUAAAUACUGGGCUCUGGGUAACGAGACAUGGGGUCCGUGGCAAAUUGAACAAAUGACCAAGGAAGCCUAUGCUCACAAGGCGUAUCAAUGGGCCAAAGCUCUCAAGCUGCUCGAUCCGAAUAUAAUUCUCAUUCUUUGCGGUCAGGACGGCACUGCAUCGUGGGACUACUACACCCUCAAACACUGUCUGCAGCCAACAAAGGCUACUCUAAACAGCAACCCGGUUCCCCUUAUUGACAUGCACAGCAUUCACAUGUACACGGCGUCGUCCAAGCAUUUGCCAAACGCCACCGCACCCUUGGCUGCGGAGCGUGCGAUUGAGAUUACAUCCUCCCUGAUCGACCUGGCUCGGAUCGAAAACGGGAUAUCCCCGGAUGAGCCGCGCCCGACGAUCUGCUUUGACGAGUGGAACGUCUGGGAUCCCGUGCGUGCCGAGGGCAGCAAGGGAGCCGAGGAGAGCUACACCCUGUCCGACGCGUUGGCGGUGGGAGUUUUCCUCAACGUGUUCGUCCGGAAGAGCAAGGACCUGGGAAUGGCGUGCAUCGCGCAAAGCGUCAAUGUCAUUUCGCCGCUCAUGACGACCAGAGACGGCAUUGUGAAGCAAACGACGUGGUGGCCGCUGUGGCUUUUCUCCCGAUUCAUGCGGGGCUGGACCAUCGGUGCGCAUGUUUCCUGUGGCGCCUACGAGGGCGAAACCUCACCCGCGUGGCUGCGCGGCGUCAAGGACACUCCCUGGCUGGACGUCAGCGCGGCCUUGGGUGACGAUGGCUUUGUCAACGUAGUUGUCGUCAACAUCCAUGAAACUAAGGACUUUAAGACCAACGUCAAGGGCGUCAGUGGAGGUCCUGUCACUGUCUACACGGUCACCGGAGCCGAUGUGUCUGCUACUAACAUGAAGGGGAAGCAAGAGGUGGGAGUUCAGGAGAGUACAUGGGACGGCAAAGGCAGUUAUGUGUUCCCGAAGCAUUCUCUGACGCUGCUGAGAUGGAAGGCAGAGUGA